ACUCUCCCUUAUCGCAACCAUGCUCACUGCCGCCAUUCCUACCGCAUUAUCCACUUCUUUGCCAUCACCUCAACCUGCUUCUGAUAGCACUUCUCAUUCUGUGCCUAAAUACUUACAAGAAGACGACCUCACUCAAGAACGAAAGGACUUAAUCUCCUCACUCCCCACUGAAAGUGGUUGGGUCGCCAAUUGUCUCCAUCAAUAUCAAGGCUUCUGGCACACAACCCGCCAGCUUCAAGGAGUUCUAACUUGCCAAAAGCACUUCCACGCUCAGGAUUCCGAUACCCUCCUCGUCACCACUCCCAAAUCCGGCACCACUUGGCUCAAAGCCAUAGCAUUCUCCUUAAUAAACCGUUCAAAACACGCAAUUAACGAUCCUCACCACCCUUUGUACACCAACAACCCUCACGAUCUUGUGCCUUUCAUAGAGCUCAAACUUUACAUAGAAAAUCAGGUCCCCGACCUCUCGGUUUUUGCCUCUCCGAGACUCUUCUCAACUCACUUGCCUCUGGUUUCAUUGCCGAAAUCCGUCAAUGACUCUCGCUGCAAGAUUGUUUACUUGUGCAGGAACCCGAAGGACACUUUCGUCUCGCUAUGGCACUUCACGAACAAGCUGAGACCGAAAGAUAAAGGCGUGAAUUCUCUCGAAAAGGCCUUCGAUAAGUUCUGCAAUGGCGUGAGCUUGUACGGACCGUUCUGGGAGCACGUACUGGGGUACUGGAAGGCGAUCGUGGAAAGGCCGAAGAGGGUGUUUUUCUUGAAGUUCGAGGAGAUGAAGGAGAAGCCGGCAAUGCAUUUGAAGAGACUGGCGGAGUUCUUGGAGUGUCCGUUUUCGAAAGAGGAAGAGUUGAAUGGAACGGUGGGUAGGAUACUGGAGAUGUGUAGCUUCGACAGUUUGAGGAAUUUGGAGGUGAACAAGACUGGGAAAAUGUUCUCCGGCGAGGAGUUUAAGGCAUUUUUCCGGCGGGGAGAGGUCGGGGAUUGGAAGAAUCAUUUGACGGAUGAGAUGGCGGAACGGUUGGACGGGAUUAUCGAAUGCAAACUGCAUGGUUCUGGGUUAAGGCUUUAGUUUAAGCGUUGUAUUGGAAUUAUUAUUAUUGUUGUUGUCGUUUUUAUU
Molecule: messenger RNA, 1117 nt
Organism: Pistacia vera
Lineage: Eukaryota; Viridiplantae; Streptophyta; Magnoliopsida; Sapindales; Anacardiaceae
Product: cytosolic sulfotransferase 12-like
Exons: 1
Coding region: 20-1069 (349 amino acids)
Biological process (GO): sulfation
Cellular component (GO): cytoplasm
Molecular function (GO): sulfotransferase activity
Source: RefSeq, a predicted model, not a curated record